Oncorhynchus keta (chum salmon) is the source of this 853-nucleotide messenger RNA. Its product is annotated as putative peptidyl-tRNA hydrolase PTRHD1. The transcript is spliced from 2 exons. Gene Ontology annotation, molecular function: peptidyl-tRNA hydrolase activity. Bases 80 to 460 code for a protein of 126 amino acids. NCBI's taxonomy places the organism in Eukaryota, Metazoa, Chordata, Actinopteri, Salmoniformes, Salmonidae. The record is from RefSeq and is a predicted model, not a curated record.
UACCUACCCGGAAGAUAAAUCAACCAGAAUUUGCAGCAAGAGCCUUUAAGCUGCCUCACGCCACCAUUACCGACUGAAGAUGGCGGCGUCAGGAACCGCAGCCCCCCGUUGCCUUGUCCAGUAUGUUGUAGUCCGUUCGGAUCUGGUCCAUACGUUGUCCUGGCCAUUGGGAGCGGUUAUAUCGCAAGCCUGUCAUGCUGCCACCGCCGCCAUUCAUCUGAACUACAACGAUCCAGACACGCAGGAGUACUUGGCAGAAUUGGACAGCAUGCACAAAGUGGUGCUUCAGGCUCUGGACCAGGCCUCCCUGUCCAGCCUGUCUGAGACGCUGACAGAAAAGGGGGUGGCUCACAAGCUGUGGGUUGAACAGCCAGAGAACGUCCCCACCUGCCUGGCCCUGAAGCCGUACCCUAAAGACACCGUACACCCUCUGCUGCGCAAGUUUAAACUGUUCAAAUGACACAGACACACCCUGUACAUGCAUGUGGUGAAUGGAGUCUGGACCACGGCUCCACACCAGUGAAGAUGCUAUUUUUUGGGGGGGUUUGACCUGUGCAUCUCAGUGAGGAACCAUCAUUCAGUGUCUGCUUCAGAUUCACAAGGAAAAAUCUCACUCUGAUAAGCAGUGUAUUAUCUGCCCUACAGUAACAGGGGAGACAUCACUCACUGAACCAUACCAUAAAAUGGCCAUUUAAAGAGUGGAUGUCUGGCCAUGUAAUUUAAUGUGGCCACAUAUGUUGUGAUUCAAUGAAAGGGUGAAUUGGUGACAGGUUAUGGAAGGUCUUUCUCUAGCUGCUGAGUGGAAUCUUUUUACAAACAUAGUAGAUGCAAUAAAACAAUUUAAUGAUUCUAA